AUGCUCUUCAUGCUUUGGAAUGCCUUUCAACUGUCACAUCACACUUACCGUAACCGUAAUUUCACUCAAGGAAGCCGUACCAGACCACUGGUACAAAGUCCCCGAAGCACCACCUCACAGCUGCUAAUACACCUGAGCUGGACACUCACACGCACUUGGAACCCCGAGCUUCCUCGAAUCCGGCCAAGUCUCCGAUUAAUCUGCACCCACAGUUACACUGCGAUCUCAGAAUGGCUAAAAACCGCAACCCUCGCCGUGGUACGAAGAACACGCGGUUCCUCGCCUCCCGGCACCGAGCCAUCUCAGCCCAUCUUCAUCACUGAGCCUUCCCCGUCGUCUUCCGCAUCAUCUCCCUCACAGCCACACCCAGGCCCAUGCCGUAACGAUAGCGCCCUUGACGCUUCAAAUUCGUCCACGAGCUCCUCGCAGUCUCCAGCCAAGUCGACCACCAGCGAACAAAUCGACAGAAUCAUCGCCUCGGUACAAGCUAUGAAGCAGGAGACCUACAAUCUGAUCGAGACAAAGAAGGCCGACCUCCGAGCUCUUGCGGAGUCUAAGAAAGACCCCGAAGCCCUGGAAGAGUCUAAGAAGACCACCGACAUCCCCUCACAUACCACUACCACAACCACCGCUUCCGAAACGGGGAUUGAAACCACAGCCACGCCAUCUCUCGCAACCCUCGACGGGAAGUGUGUUCUCAGACCCGGAGAUUCCACUCACCACCUCCCCGCAACGCUCAGCGCCCCCAUAACGCCCGUGACCCCGACCUUCUCCGUGGCCCACACGUCUCCAGCGUCCAGCCAGUCUUCGCCGCGCAGCAGCGUCGCCCAGGUACAUGGAGACGAGGAGGAGACGGGGCCGUGGACGUAUACUGUGCCACGUGCUAGGGUCUCCACGCACGGGAAUCGGACGAUUCGGCGGCUGGGGGCUAGUGUGAUGUUCGCUUUGUUUGACCAGAGAGAAUAG
Molecule: messenger RNA, 966 nt
Organism: Paraphaeosphaeria sporulosa
Lineage: Eukaryota; Fungi; Ascomycota; Dothideomycetes; Pleosporales; Didymosphaeriaceae
Exons: 2
Coding region: 1-966 (321 amino acids)
Source: RefSeq, a predicted model, not a curated record